UUAAGAGUUAUGGAUAUGGAGAGGCUUGAUUGAUUAAGACGGCUGAAAAUAUGAAGGAUUUAGCUCCAAACUUGUCCAGCACUGAGACUGACACUGAUGACUUUGUCGCAGUCCUGGAUGAGUUGUUGGACGGUGAAGCAAAGAAAAGGCCAAAAAAGUUCCACUCAUGGGAACCAAUGAAUGUGUUGAAGAGGCAUGUAUUUAGAGACGAAGGAUCUUUCGGAGGGAUGUGUUGUGUUUGUGGGCGGAGGUUGGAAAAGGAUUUGGGUGUGCCAUUGGGGGUAUAUACUAAGGGUCUAAGGCUGGGAAACGAUGAUGUCGUUGGAUUGCAAAUCGAGGACAUGAAAAAUUUAUCACGAAAUAAAAAGCUUUACUUGGUACUCAACCUUGAUCAUACACUGCUCAAUUCAACUGAGAUAAUUCGUUUGACUCCACAGGAGGAAUAUCUGAAGAUUCAAACACAUCCUCUGCAGUGUAUGUGAUUGUUGCCUAUCUCAUUGGUUGGCUUGCUUGGAAAUUGUUUUCUUGCUUUUAUGUCAUU
Molecule: messenger RNA, 541 nt
Organism: Pistacia vera
Lineage: Eukaryota; Viridiplantae; Streptophyta; Magnoliopsida; Sapindales; Anacardiaceae
Product: RNA polymerase II C-terminal domain phosphatase-like 4
Exons: 3
Coding region: 51-482 (143 amino acids)
Source: RefSeq, a predicted model, not a curated record